This is a messenger RNA of Coffea eugenioides, 624 nucleotides long. RefSeq names its product beta-D-glucosyl crocetin beta-1,6-glucosyltransferase-like. NCBI's taxonomy places the organism in Eukaryota, Viridiplantae, Streptophyta, Magnoliopsida, Gentianales, Rubiaceae. The record is from RefSeq and is a predicted model, not a curated record. The coding region runs from base 1 to 624 and encodes 207 amino acids. The transcript is spliced from 3 exons.
AUGCCCACAUUGGAAAAGGCCUUUGAGAUGGCAGAGCCGGACUUCUCUAACCACCUCAAACAACUGAAGCCAGAUUCAGUCAUAAAUGAUAUCAUCCAACCAUGGGUUCCAGAAACUGCUUUGCAGCAUAACAUUCCAGCAGUUGAGUUCGUAAGCACAGGUGCAUAUUUCCCUUUGCCAGAAAUUUAUGUUCAUGAUUAUGAGAAAUCCCAGAUUGCUCAUUUGAUGGAAUCAGCUUUGGACCCGGAGAAAGACAAAGACCAACUUGAAGGGAAGUAUUUUGAUUAUCUUUCUGUUUCUGAUUUACUGGAGAAAAAGAUUGUACCUGUUGGAUCGCUUGUAGAAGAUAUUGUUGUUGAAGACCAUCAGGAGAUCAAUACAAAUACUGGUAGUACCUUAGAUUGGCUCAAUCAGAGAGACAAAUAUUCGACUGUUUUUGUUUGUCUUGGAAGUGAGUUGUUUUUGUCCAAAGAGGGAAUGGAAGAGGUAGCCAUUGGUUUGGAGCCGAGUGAUGUUAAUUUUAUUUGGGUGGUUAGGCUUCCAAAAGGAGAGGAAAUAAGGGUUGAAGAAGUAUUGCCUGAAGGUUUUCUUGAAAGGGUUGGAGAGAACGGAAUGGUGGUGUGA